CAUGGCGGCCUUCUUGAAAAGGCUCUUCACUGAGGGGAAACGCACUACACAUACUGGGCACUGGUCCUAUCCAACUGUGCGACAUCUCUGGGGAAUGUUAAAUGCUGUAUUCAACAAGGUCGACUAUGCAAGAAUCAAGGAGAUAGGACCUGACCAGGCUGCGGCAGAAUGGCUGGUUCGAUGCGGAGCCGCCGUCAAAUUCAAGAAAGUGAAGGAUUGGGACACUGACUACAACCUCCUUCCCAGGGGCCCAAGCGGAAGGUUCUUUAUUGAAGAGGUUGACGCCACCGACUCCUGUAUCAUGAACAUUGGUUUUGAUUAUUUCAUUGGUCUGGACCACCUGCGUUCACUAAAGUUACACCACUGUACUUACCUUCGGGACACUUGUGUCUCCAGACUGGACAUCCUGAAAGACUCCCUGGAGGAGAUACAGUUGAGCAGUUGCGGAGAUAUUUCAGAUGCUGGGCUUGUGUCACUUCACAAGUUACACAAGCUCAAACACCUCUUCUUGUGCGACCUACCAGCCGUCAAAGACAUAGACAGUGUACUGAAAACCCUUGGCACUGCUUUGCCCUCGUGUGAGAUCAGGUACCUGUCCCUGGAAGGACGCAAGGAUCUCAAGAAGCUGGGCAUCGACAAAGAAUUCUUCUCCUGAGCAUGUGAAAUCCUGUAUGGACCCCCAUGCACAAGCACCCCUCAAUGGUUAGAGUUGGGGGAGACCACUGGAAGGGACAUUUGAACACAUUGUUGACAGUGCCUGACGCUUAUUACGCAAAUAGGUUUGUGCAGAUUCAGAAUGAAAUAAGUCAUGCGUAUUUUGCGCUACGCAUUCGCGGACCAGUGCGUGCAUGCGAUGUGUCCCUCCCACUAGGGCUGUUGAAUGUGAUCAAAGCACCAUCUACUGAUUGUGCAUGAAGUCUUCUUUAGGGUUCGUUCGAGUAGCUCACCCAGAUUGACUCGGGCAAAAGGCAGGCCAUCGCGCUCCUCACGUGACGCCCGUAGCCGCGGCCAUAGCCACUGACAAAAUUUUCGGAUUGGGUCUUAGUUUGAGAUUUACUGUUUUUCAGUCAGUUGCAAAACUCAAAAAUGUUGGGCUGGAAUGAUAGCCUCAAAAGUCGCAAUGAACUCAAUAAAUAAUUACCUUUAGAUUUCAAAUAGGUUAAUUUUUAAGUCCACUUGAGAAUUCCGCUGUCCGGCCGCCAUAUUUGUCCGUUUCUUGGAAAGAACAACGCAUGCGUGUGACGUAUUUCCACCACUGACUCUGCAGCACGACCAGGGUCUGUGGUGGCUGACCCGGUUGAGCCCCGAGAAUGACAUCAGAGCUAAUCAAAUGGCAUGGGGCUGACCCGUGUCGAGUCGACCCAGGUGAGCUCAACGAGCACGCCCUACGAGUAUGCCUGUGGUGUUGGAUCCCUGCCAAACACAUUAGUGUUUGAUCUGAACUGGAAGAUUUGGUAGGAGGAUUUUUGCCGUCAAAGCUGCUAUUGGCUGUGCAUUCCUGUUAAAACUUUGUCACUGUAAGCACUCCAUGCCAUUCACACUCGUGGACUAGUGCAAGCACUUGUUGUUUCAUCGGGUAAAAUUUCAGUUGUACAUCAUAUACUUUUUCAAAACUAUUUACAAUAUUUGUCUGACAGAGACUUACAGGUUUGGACUGCAGGUGCAUGCUGAUGAAAGAAUUAGGAAAAACUAUCGAUAGAUUCUGGCAGUUAAUUUUGACAGAGUUGUGACUACUCUUUGAGAAGGCCACACUGCGCCAUCUGUCACUUCCUCAUACAGAUUGUCUAGGUACCUCAGGUUUUCGCUGGUACCAGAAAGCUAGCCUAGUGUCCUCUUUGUACCUAUCUCUCUGACUGUCACUUGUGAUCAGGGCAGUGCUGUUGUCGUUUAGGAUUACCCCAUAACGCCAACGAAUGGGCUAAAUCCAGCCCAUUGCAUAGACCAGAUGCAUGAAAAGACUUCCAGUUAAAAAAACAUUCUGAGUCAAUUGACUAGAAUUUUGAGCACUCUGGGAUCAGCUUGCUUACCUGUCUUUUUUAUACAAUGGGGGGGGGGGGUGAGACUUUUAUAUAACACUGUUUUAUAACACAAUAUAGGCCUCAAUUCAGCGAUUUACGAUUUCGGAUCUGUGCUAAGAAUGAGGUAACCUUUUAGGGGGCGGAGUAAACAAUAUAGGGGAGGGUUUUUUAUAACACAAUGUAGGCCUCAAAUCAGCGAUUCUGGAUUUUGGAUCUGUGGCUAGAAUGAGGUAACCAUUUAGGGGGCGGAGUAAACAAUAUAGGGGAGGGGCUGUUUCCCUCUUAUGUGCUGUAACAGAAUGCUUGCCUUGUUGUUAAACAGAUGGUCCAUUCAUAUUCCGUGUGCAGACUGUCCCUGGAACGUAAACAGAUGGCUUAUUGCAAUCAGUAUUGAUUACACUACAGCCAGCAGGUAAUUGCUCAUUUAAUAUUGUGUACAUGUAGAUGAAAGUUCAUAAAGAGGUGUGGUAACAAAAGUGAGUGCAAUGCA
This is a messenger RNA of Patiria miniata (bat star), 2508 nucleotides long. It is a transcript of the gene dmac2l, whose product is annotated as ATP synthase subunit s, mitochondrial-like. The transcript is spliced from 5 exons. The record is from RefSeq and is a predicted model, not a curated record. Bases 2 to 655 code for a protein of 217 amino acids. Lineage: Eukaryota; Metazoa; Echinodermata; Asteroidea; Valvatida; Asterinidae.